AUGGGCGAACCGGUCCCAAAAUCACUGCCAGAUAUGGAUAACAAAUCACACACCACGAGAAGAGAGGCGAAAGUUAAGAAGACGGGCAACUCCCAAGAGACCAAGGACGGUAGGAUGGGAAGAGUCCUUGGGAAGACCCGACAAGGCGAUCCAAAUACGUCGGUGGCAGCGGCAAGCGGCACGAAGCCUGGGCCAGCUUGCUCAAAGGUAGCAAGGGAGGCUCCACUCCCGCUGGACUCAGAUGGGUCAGAGACGGAAGAGAUGGUGGAUGUCGACAACGUUUCAUCCACAGAUGACGAGUGGUCAUCUGCCGCGUCGGUGGACAAGUGCACCGGCAAGAGGAAAAAGAGAGGGUGGCCGCCCAAGACGGUCGAGGGCAUCAAGGCGCAGAAGAAGGCCGAGUGCAAGCGGGAGCUGAAGAAGCUCAAGGCCGAGAAAAAGGCGUUGGAGGAGGUGCUCAACCCCAGGAUGGCACCUCGGAGCAAGACGCCGGAGAGGGACAUCAUGCAUCAGAUGGAGGUGCUGUCCAAAGACCAGCUAGCUGCAGAGAUGCUAGGCAACAUCGACGUGGUCGUGAAGGUGGCCGAAAGGUCCUCCAACCUGAAGGGCACCUUCGUAAAAGAGCUCAAGGCCAGUGCGAACAAGCUGAGAGCCGCAGCCGUUGUGGUGAGCAGGAAGACGGCGAGCUCAACCAACGCGGCCCUCGAGGAGGAGACGGUGAGGCUAAGGGAGAGAGUGAGGAGCCUGGAGGAUCAGGUGGCUACACUCACGACUCUCCUCAGUAAGGAAAGAGAGGUAAAGGCCAGCAAGGAGAGGGCAAAGAUACCUGAGGAGGAUAUGGAGGUUGAGAUGCAGGAAGUGCACCUCCCCCGAGUCCAAGUCCAAGCCCAGAACACUGCGGACUUAGCCAAUCCAGUGCGAACCAGGGCACAGAAUAAGAAGGAGAAGGCGAAGACGGAGGGAGCAACGAUGGACCCCGUAUACCGCCCGGCCGUCAGAGGGGAGAGAAAGAGGUUGGAGGAGCCGUCGCCGGAGACAGCUAUGGAGGGCGUGAGAACGGUGAUGGAGGGGGUCUCCAUUAAGGAGAUAACUAAAGGGGACCCACAGGAGGUAAAGCGCAACCUGGAGCACUUAAUCGCAAGAUGCCAGGGAGCGCUAGUUAGAAUUCCGAGGGAAGAAAAACCGGGAAACACAAGAAGCUUGCCGAGUAUCACCAAAGUUGAGGUGGUAAAAAACAAGCUGAGACUGGAGGCUAAGGAGACGGCGGAGCGGAUCAUUCGAGACUCGCAAGCGCCAAGAGGGCAAACCCCCACUUCCCAAGACACCUCGUGGGUGGAGGUGGUGAAGAGGGGGGGCAAGAGGAAGCCGGGAACGAGGCCAGCGAACACGGAGGCUUCGUCAAAUGCCGGCAGAGGAGAGGGGAAACUGCGCUACGCGGACGUUGCGAGGGCCAAGCAGCCGAGCAGUCAACCUGCUAAGGCAGGGAAGGCAAGCCUGCAAAUCCCGGCUGGAGAAGGAGGUAAGCCGGAGGCCAAGAGACCACAGAAGGCUGUGGAGGAGACCAGGGUAAGCACCGCCCAGGGGGCCAAGGCAACGGCGAAGAAGAGAAGGAGGGCCCCAAGAUCAGAGGCGGUGUCCAUCACGUUCCCCGCGGGCGAGGGAGCUGAGGGCAUGAGGGAGAUCAGGGCCAGGAUCAACUUGGAGACGCUUGGCAUUGGUCCCCUAAAGCAGAGGAGAGGACUAACCGGGGCCCUGAUCUUCGAGGUGUCAGGGCCUGAGAGUGCGAAGAAGGCCGAUGCCCUGGCCAAUGAAAUGCGCGGGGCAGUGGCCGGCAAGGAGGGGGUGCGGAUCUCUCGACCGAAAAAGAUGGCGGAGAUCCGCAUCAAAGACGUGGACGAAUGCGGAGGGGAGGGCCACAAGGCACAGGCCUGCACGGCGGAGGUCAAGUGUCCGGUCUGCAGCGCCCGGGGCCUCCCUGCGCAACACAAGGCGGGAGGAGCAGCCUGUCCCCUGCCGACUAAGAAGACGGCGAAGAAAGGUAGGCGGACGGAGACCAUGGAACCGAGGGAAGGAAGACAGGCGGUCAAGGAGGCGACCAAAGGCACUCCCAUGGAAACCGAGCCCCUGUUGGACAUCCAAGGAGUCACCCCGGCAGUGGCAUCCAGAGCAGGAGAAGGCCAGGAGGAGGCUGCUGCGGCUUCGCCUUCACGCCUGGCAGAGCGUGGUUGCGGACUGGGCAUCGUCGCCGAGCCGUACCGCGUCCCCAAGAGCCCCCUCUGGGCGGGGAGCGCGGACGGCUCGGCGGCGAUUGUCUGGAGGAGGACGGGCGAGCGCGCCCCCUCCCUCGUGAAACUUAAGGCCGGGGAAGGCUGGGUGGCGGUCAAAUGGGGGCCCCUGGUGGUAAUCGGGGUCUACCUGAGGCCCAGCCUUUCUCGUGCCGAAGCGGAGGGGAGGUUGGAAGAACUCGAGGACUUGGUCCGGGAGUAUCUCCCCGGGCCAAUUCUGGUCGCCGGGGACUUCAACGCCAAGUCGGCGCUUUGGGGUUCCCGGCGGCCGGAUGUUAAGGGCGCGGACGUGGAGGCCUGGGCGGCGCGCCUGGGCCUCCACCUAGAGAACGUGGGCGACGUAAGCACAUGUGUAAGGCCGCAGGGGGAGUCAAUCGUCGAUCUGACGUGGACUUCCCCUGCGGCCGCGAGGAGGAUAUGUGGAUGGGAGGUGGUGGAGGGCCUAGAGCUGCUCUCUGACCAUCUCCCCAUCCGCAUAGACUUCUCCUGGGAGGACAGGAGGAGGGAACCCCAGGAGAAGGUUGUUAGGUGGAGGACGGAGAAGCUUGAUCCGGACAAGCUGAAGGAGUCCCUAAUAGCGGAGCUGUGGGCGCAGCCGAAUCCUGCGCCCACGGUUGAUGAGGAAGCCCAAUGGCUGCAGCGUACGCUGAUGAAGGCGUGCGACGCUGCCAUGCCGCGUGCGAAAUUCGUCGCCCGCAGGGCGGCCUACUGGUGGUCGGGGGAGAUAGAGGAGCUCCGGAAGUCCUCGGUGGCCGCCAGGAGAGCCGUCCUGCGGGCGAGAAGGAGGAGGAGAACCCUCCCGGAGGAGGAGGCGAACCUCGUGGAGGAGUACCGCCAAAGGAGAAAGGCGCUACGGGAUGCGAUUAGGACGGCCAAGGAGAGGGCGUGGGAGGAGCUGAUUAGCUCACUCAACGAGGAUCCAUGGGGGCGCCCCUACAAACUUGUCAUGAACAGGUUGAGUUCGGGGGCGCCUCCUACGGUGGAGACUCUAUCCCCACGCUUUCUCCAGGAGGUGGUCGAGACUCUGUUCCCGGCGGGGAACGACGGCGGUCCUCCUCCACGAGGCAUGGAAAACGGGGGGGAGCAUCAACAAUGGCGGGAAGAGCUGGGGGUCACCCGGACGGAGCUGGCGCGAGCUGCUAAAAAGCUCAAGAGGGGUAAAGCGCCGGGUCCGGACGGGGUCCCCGGCAUAGUGCUGAAGGCGGCCCUGGGGGAGCUCUCCGGCAGGCUGGAGGGGUUGUACACCCGAUGUCUGGCGGAGGGCGUCUUCCCGGGGCCAUGGAAGAAGGCCAGGUUGGUGCUCCUCCCCAAAGAGGGCAAGCCCCCGGACGAACCCGGGAGCUUCAGGCCGAUCUGCCUCUUGGACGAGGCCGGGAAACUUCUCGAGCGCGUAGUGGCGUCCCGAUUGAUGGGAGCCAUCGAGAACACCGGGCCCGGCCUGUCCGAGAGGCAGUUCGGCUUCAGGGAGGGGCGCUCGACCGUGGACGCGAUAGUCCACGUGCGCGAGAUGGCGAGUGCGAUGAUGGGGGAUGGAGGGGUUGUGCUGGCGGUCGCCCUAGACGUGGCGAACGCCUUCAACUCCAUCCCCCAUCGAGAGAUCGUGACCGGCCUGGAGAAGUUGGAGGUCCCCGGUUAUCUGCGCGUGAUAAUCGGGGACUACCUCCGGGACCGGUCAAUAGUCUGUGUAGACCGCGAGGGAGACUCCAGAACGUGGAGGGCGGACCGCGGCGUCCCGCAGGGGUCGGUCCUGGGACCACUCCUGUGGGACGUUGCGUACGACGGCGUAUUGCGCGCGGCGCUCCCCGCCGGCUGCACGUGCGUGUGUUAUGCAGACGACACGCUGGUGCUAGCCGGCGGGGAGGAUUGGGGGGAGGCCAUCGCCAGGGGCAACCUGGCGGUGGCCUGUGCCGUGAGGGCGAUCAGGGCACUAGGGCUAAGGGUGGCGGCCAAAAAGACCGAGGCCGUCUUUUUUCAUGACGGCUCGGCCAGACCGCCGCCCGAAGCUAGC
This is a messenger RNA of Vollenhovia emeryi, 4293 nucleotides long. RefSeq lists its product as uncharacterized. The transcript is spliced from 3 exons. The annotation marks the transcript as partial. The record is from RefSeq and is a predicted model, not a curated record. Gene Ontology annotation, molecular function: catalytic activity. NCBI's taxonomy places the organism in Eukaryota, Metazoa, Arthropoda, Insecta, Hymenoptera, Formicidae.